Messenger RNA from Eubalaena glacialis (North Atlantic right whale), 846 nucleotides. RefSeq names its product cellular repressor of E1A stimulated genes 2 (gene CREG2). Bases 1 to 840 code for a protein of 279 amino acids. The transcript is spliced from 4 exons. The record is from RefSeq and is a predicted model, not a curated record. NCBI's taxonomy places the organism in Eukaryota, Metazoa, Chordata, Mammalia, Artiodactyla, Balaenidae.
AUGUCCGGGCGCCGCGGCCGGCAGCCCGGGCCCCGCCUGUCCUGGCUACUGUGCUGCAGCGCCCUGCUGUCCCGGGCCGCGGGCUACGUGCUCGUGAGCUCCGUGUCCUGGGCCGUCACCAACGAGGUGGACGAGGAGCUAGACAGCGCCUCCACCGAGGAGGCGCUGCCCGCGCUGCUGGAAGACUCGGGCAGCAUCUGGCAGCGGAGCUUCCCGGCCUCGGCGCACAAGGAGGACGGUCACCUGCCGCCCCCGGAGGGCACCGCCCGCGCCAGGCCAUCCCCCGCGCCGCCCGGGAUGUUCUCCUACCGGCGCGAGGGCGGCGCGAGGCUGCGCCCGGGCACCGCCCGCUUCCUGGCCCACGCCAGCGCCUGGGGCUGUCUGGCCACCGUGUCCGCCCACGAGAAGAUCCCAGGACUGCCAUUUGGGAACUGCCUGCCGGUCAGUGACGGCCCCUUCAACAACAGCACGGGGGUUCCUUUCUUCUAUGUGACACCCAAGGACCUCCUGGUGGCUGAUCUGAUGAAGAACCCCACGGCCUCCCUCCUGCUGCCGGAAUCUGAAGGAGAGUUCUGCAGAAAAAAUAUCGUCGACCCAGAAGAUCCCCGCUGUGCCCGGUUAACACUCACUGGCCAGAUGGUCGCAGUGUCUCCAGAAGAAGUGGAAUUUGCCAAGCAAGCCAUGUUUUCAAGACACCCAGUUAUGAGGAAGUGGCCUCGUCAGUAUGAAUGGUUCUUUAUGAAGAUGAAGAUAGAACAUAUCUGGCUUCAGAAAUGGUAUGGAGGAGUAGCUGACAUUUCCAGGGAGGAAUAUUUCAAAGCAGUUCCAAGAAAGGCCUGAUGGAAU